Rotaria sp. Silwood2 is the source of this 501-nucleotide messenger RNA. The record is from the annotation of a GenBank genome assembly. NCBI's taxonomy places the organism in Eukaryota, Metazoa, Rotifera, Eurotatoria, Philodinida, Philodinidae.
AUGGAUAAUGCACGGUGGCAUAAUGAACUGACAGAUGAGACGAAAAUGCCAAAGCGUACUUGGGCGAAGGCACAAGUGAUCCAAUGGCUUAACGAUCAUAAAGUGCAAUAUUUGGAUAUUUAUACAAAAGCGAAGUUGUUGGAACUGGCUGAUGUCUAUGCACCAAAAAAAUUCAAAACACAUGUAGCUGCCGCAAAGUUCGAUGUUGAAAUUUUAUGUCUGCCAGUAAGGCAUUAUAUGCUGAAUCAAAUCGAAAUUGCCUGGACCGAAAUGAAGAUUUUUAUUCGCAAUAAUAAUGUAACUUACAGUUUAGAAGAUGUUUCUGUGUGGGUUACAGCUUGGAUGGCAGCAUGUGAUAUGAAAAUGGCAUCCAGUUUUAUUGAACACACGAGAAAGUACGAAGAGACAUUCAAAAGAGCGAUUGUAAUUUCAGAUGAACGUGACAAUGAUAUCAUUGAAGAUGAUGUACAGUUUGAAUCAGAAAUUGAAGACGCAGAUUAA